Messenger RNA from Magallana angulata, 2097 nucleotides. RefSeq lists its product as uncharacterized. The transcript has 3 exons. Bases 1 to 2097 code for a protein of 698 amino acids. Gene Ontology annotation, biological process: protein polyubiquitination; proteasome-mediated ubiquitin-dependent protein catabolic process. Lineage: Eukaryota; Metazoa; Mollusca; Bivalvia; Ostreida; Ostreidae. Gene Ontology annotation, molecular function: zinc ion binding; ubiquitin protein ligase activity; protein binding. The record is from RefSeq and is a predicted model, not a curated record.
AUGGACCCCCUAUACAGCCUCCAGGAUCUUGUACGCUGCAUCCUUUGUGAAACUUCUGAGACUUCCAUGUACUGUAAAAUUUGUCACAUACAUCUGUGUAAAGACUGUGUAGUGAAACAUUUAUCUGAUUCCUCUAAAGUUCAUAUAGUGGUGCCACAUAAACAAUAUCGAACAACUUUGAGCAAUCCUAAAUGUAGAAAACACCCCAAAAAACAAUGUGAACUCCACUGUGAACAAUGUGACAUUCCUAUAUGUGCAAAGUGUAUAUCAUCUGGAAAACAUUCAGGCCAUAAACAAGUCGACAUUUUCCAAAGUUUUGAAAACAAAACAGAAAUUUUAGAAAAAGAUUUGCAAGAAUUAGAAAAAUCUAUUUAUCCUAAAUACAAAAAGAGCGCAUCUAACAUCCCAGUGCAGAAAACUGAUCUGAGUAAAAACUCCCAGAUAUUGACAAUAGCAAUUGACAAACAAGGAGAAGUCUGGCACAGAGAAAUAGACACCAUUAUCACAAACCUGAAAUCUAACGUGGAGGAAAUGGAAUUCAAACACCUGGUCGUCCUGAAUAAACAGGAAGAUGAAAUCACACACGCUAUUUCUGAAAUCACACAGACCAUAGCUGAGCUGAAGAAGUUACUGAACUCCAAAGAUGUCAGCCUUGUCUCUGAGUACAAAUCCAGGAACUCUGAAUUCAGAAGAUUGCCUCCUAAACUCAAAGUGUCCUUACCAAACUUUAGGCCCCCGAAAAUCCACACAGAUCAGCUGAUUGAACAGUUUGGUUCUCUGUCAGCAUUAUCUUUUACAACAGAGGAACAAGACUACAGCAUGCCGCCCCAGGGAGCCGAGUCCUCUCUUCAAGACCGGUCAAUGAUGGAUGUACCCCAGGUCAUCACAGCUAUAGACACAGGGUAUAAAUAUCUACACGGUGUGACGUGUCUGAAUGAUACAGCGAUCUGGACGCGUGGUUAUGAUGACAAAAUAAAACUCUGCAACCUGCAGGGAGAACGAGUGGAGUCCAUCCAAACCAAGUCAGGGAACUAUCCAUCAGACAUAGCAGUGACAAGAAGUGGGGAUCUAGUUUAUACUGAUUACAAAGAUAGAACUGUGAACAUAGUAAAGAAUACACAGAUACAGACAGUGAUCAGACUACGGGGGUGGAAAUCUCGCGGUGUGUGUAGUACCUCGUCUGCUGACCUCCUGGUUGUCAUGGACAGUGAUGAUGAUAAACAAACAAAAGUUGUGUGUUACUCUGGCUCCACAGAGAAACAAAGUAUUCAGUACGAUGACAAAGGACAACCUCUCUAUUCAUCUGGUGAAUACAUCAUUGAGAACAGGAACCUAGAUAUCUGUGUGUCAGACAGUGACGCCCAUGCAGUAGUGGUGGUCAAUCAGGACGGGAAACUCCGGUUUACCUACACUGGUCCUCCCUCUACUACCAAAGGAUCAUUUAUUCCAUUCGGCAUCACGACAGACAGCCAGGGUCGGAUCCUGACAGCAGACUAUAACAACGACUGUAUCCACAUCCUGGAUCAGGACGGACAGUUCCUCCGCUACAUUGACAACUGUCAUUUACAGCGUCCAUGGGGUUUAUGUGUGGACACCAGAGACAACCUCUUUGUGGCUGAGGCAAGAACAGCAGCUGAAAUAUAUUUCGGAGUCAUCAGGAGCAGAGGCUACACUGGAUCGCUGACCUGCAUGGAAAGGCAGAGGCUUCCAACAAGAACGGGACUCAAGAGUGCUGGUUUCACAGACAAGACAGCGCCUUUGAUACAGCGCGCAAUGCCGACACCGGCGCCAUUUGUCGCGGUACUUCAGACCGCUCGUUGGGGGAAGCCUUAUCAAAGGAACCCCGACAAAAUCCUUAUAAAAACCGUAUCGACACAUAAAAACCAUAUUAUUCCCGAAAGAGUUGACAACAAUAGCAGAAUGUCUUCCGCCAACGUGAUGCAGUCAGCCAAGAGAUUGGACCACUCCGAGAUUUACUUUAAGAAAGCCUGCCUCCAGAUUGUGAUGCUCAACGAGAAACUUUACACCGCCAGCAGACGAUACCGAAUGGCGCACGCUUCCGGUCAACGUUCUUUGCGGUACUCUCUAUAUGUAUAA